GAGGGGGAGGAGCAGUCGGAGUGGCAGCGUGGCCGGUUCCGGGGAAAGCUGAGCAGGACCUCACAAAUUGGAAAUGAAUUUAAUGUACCUUCAUAUGGAUCACUGAAUGGAUAAUAAAUGGCCCUUCCUCGCUUAACAGGAGCUCUCCGUUCCUUUUCAAAUGUCACUAAACAAGAAGAUUAUAGUGAAGAAUCUGCUGACCUAACAGAUAAAAGAUCCAAGUUACAAGAACAGCUGUGCAGUUCGGAUCUCACUUGGAAGAAAAUAGUAACAUUUGUUGAUGAAAACAUUACUAAGGGAGAGCAGCAAUCUGUACAUGGCGAUUUAAGGACACUUUUUCAUGCUGCCAAACAAAUAGUGGGAUCUGAGAAUGGAGAAGAAGCAAUUGAAAGUGGUGCUAGCUUCCUUUUUAAAACGCUUUACACUAAAGACUGUAUUGGUCGUGAUGAAACUGAAGCCAUUAAGCAGGUCUUUGGACCCUUUCCCUCUUCCUCUGCCACUGCGGCCUGUGAUGCCACCUGUCGGAUCGUUUCACAUUUUACCGAAGAACAGCUUGCUGAUCUCCUGCAGAGUUCUGAAGAGUUAAACAGUGACCCAAAGUUGUCCUUUGGCAGAAAUAUUGCAUUUUCUUUUGACAUGCACGAUUUGGACGACUUUGAAGAAUUGCUGCUAAACGGUGAAGUGGACGAUCAGAAAGUCAUUAGCUUGGAUUAUGAGAAAAUUUUUAAUAACCAGUUUGAACAUUAUCCAAAUAGCUGUGGGGAAAAUUCUGAUGCAAAGUCUUCUGGGAGAGUAGAUGACACUUUCCUGUGGUGUGAAGUUGGGAAGUAUCUGAAUGAUUCCUUACAAGGAAAUACCCAGGGCCCAACAAUGGAACAUCUUUGCUGUACUUUGUAUGAGAUGCUUGCCUCCCAUAAAAGUGGUGAUGAGCUUCAGAAUGAGUUGUUUGAAUUACUAGGACCUGAAGGAUUUGAAUUAAUAGAAAAGCUCCUGCAGAAUAGAAUUACCAUUGUGGAGAGAGCUUUCUCUGGGCCAAAUGAUUACAAACUACAGUCUUUACAAG
This is a messenger RNA of Protobothrops mucrosquamatus (brown spotted pit viper), 1063 nucleotides long. RefSeq names its product activating signal cointegrator 1 complex subunit 3. NCBI's taxonomy places the organism in Eukaryota, Metazoa, Chordata, Lepidosauria, Squamata, Viperidae. The annotation marks the transcript as partial. The transcript is spliced from 5 exons. The record is from RefSeq and is a predicted model, not a curated record.